AGCCGCUUUCUGUAGAGAUUGGGGUUUAGGGAAUCAGCAUGAAACACUUUGAUACAGUAAUGAAGUGGUUAGGGUGCAUAUGUGUAUGUGUGCACACGGCACUGCCCUCUGCUGGAUGCAGUCAGAACUGCUCAGCCAUGUGCCACGUUCCUUAUAGUGCUAACAGCUAGCAAGGAUUUAUUUCGCUUGUGCUCCAAUAGCAGGGCCUGUGCUUUUGGAGCAGUGGGUUCUCCGUUCUCUCUCCGCUGUCACCGGGAUGGCCCCAGUGGGCACUGGGGGCUGCGUGGGGAGAGCCGUGGAGCUGUAAGUGGCCUUGGGUUUGCUAUAGACAUGUGAUAACAGAAAUGACGUUCCGUGGUCCCAUGAGGAUGAGGAUGAUUCUGUUGUAUUUCCAGGCCAAAAAAGAGGAGGAAGAGGCUCUCUGCGUCUACUGGAAAGUAGUGGCCGAGAGCGGCAGCUGGUCUCCGGACGGCUGCACCACCGUGCACAUAAACAGCACUCACACCAACUGCAGCUGUGACCAUCUCUCCAGCUUCGCCAUCCUAAUGGCUCCCACCACAGUGACGGUAUCUCACCGUGAGACUCAGAUCACAGCGCAGGACCCUGAGCUCCACACUCAGCCGUGGGCAAAGUUCUCCCGAGAGCGACUGGAGGCUUUGCUGGGGAAAAGGCUGAGUUGGAACCCAGGGGGCUGGGCUGGGCUCACUGGUGAUUGUCCCUUUGCUGUGUUACAGGAGAGUUACCCACUGACCAUCAUCACCUACGUGGGACUGACCCUCUCCCUGCCGUGCCUCUUCCUCGUCAUCCUCACCUUCCUCCUGUGCCGCUCCAUCCGCAACGUCAGCACCUCCCUCCACCUGCAGCUCUGCCUCUGCCUCUUCCUGGCUGACCUGCUCUUCCUCACUGUGGUUACCCCCAUCGGCUGUGAGGUGGCGUGUGCUGUCAUUGCUGGCCUCCUACACUACCUCUUCCUGGCCUGCUUCUCCUGGAUGUUCCUGGAGGGGCUGCACCUCUUCCUCACCGUCAGGAACCUGAAGGUCAUGAAUUACACCAGCGCCAGCCGGUUCAAGAAGAGAUUCAUGUACCCGUUCGGCUACGGAUUCCCAGCCCUGGUGGUGGCUAUUUCUGCAGCGGUGAAUCCUGAUGGCUACGGAACUUCCAAACACUGCUGGCUCAGCCUGGACAGAGGUUUUCAUUGGAGCUUCCUGGGUCCAGUCUGUGCCAUAAUCCUGAUAAAUAUAACGUUCUUUGCGCAGACACUGUGGAUCCUGAGAAACAAACUCUCCUCCCUCAAUGCAGAUGUGUCCACCCUCAAAAACCACAGGUUACUGUCCUUUAAAGCCAUCGCCCAGCUCUUCAUUCUGGGCUGCACAUGGAGCCUUGGUCUCCUCCAAAUCGGCCCAGCAGCCACGGUCAUGGCGUAUUUAUUCACCAUCGUCAACAGCCUGCAGGGAGCCUUCAUCUUCCUGGUGCACUGUCUCCUCAAUCGCCAGGUGAGAGAGGAGUACAGGAGAUGGAUCAAGGGAUUCCGAAAGUUCAGCAUGAAAUCUCAGACAUCCGAUAUAUCCAUGUCUACUGUCCCCACCACCAGCACCAAGAUGGAGUAACCCUUCUGCCAGGUGGAGUCGGCACCCACCAGAGUCGGGUUCAAUACCUAGGGGUUCCAAUACAAAACAGAACCGGCUGGAGCCCCCUGUGACGUUGCACUCCAUAUGCUUUACGGAAAUAUGCUCAUGAAUAUGACAUCACUGGAAUAUGCUUUACUCUAAAUACCCCUGUAUGGUGUCUUUAGAAAAUUGUAAUCUGCUAAGUGUUUUCAUCCUAUUUGUUUCCAUUUAGUAUUUCUAUAUCUGGAGUGUGGAGAAUAAGAUAUAACCUUGUAUCACUGAUGUAAACAUAUUAAGUGGAGGCCAAUAAGGGUGCUCCAGAAACAAUCAGUUGUAAACGGCCUUAGUUACUUUUGAAAGCCUCCCUGUGUACGUGUGGGCCAGCCCAUGGGGAAUGGAGACGAGGGGUCUUACAGUGACAUGUGACCAUGUCACCUGAUAAUGAAAUCCAUCUUAAACCUGGUACUUUUCCAUUUAGAAGGAGGGGUGGGGACCCAGAGAGACAAAAGAUUCCUGGCUUGUGCCAAAGCUAUAAAAGGGGGUAGAGCAGGACAAAGCGCUGCCAGUCAUGAGAAAACCCCUGCUUACCACCUGAGAUGUCUGCUGGGUAUAACAAAGACUGUACCGAGGAAAGGAUUGGGCCCAGACUAGGAAGCAGUCUAAUUUUUGAGGGUGAGAUAUUAUCUGUAAUCAAAAACAAUGAGGAGUCUGGUGGCAUCUUAAGCACUAAAAGAUUUAUUUGGGCAUAAGCUUUCGUGGGUAAAAAAAACCAUUUCUUCAGAUGCAAGUGGUUUUUUACCCACUAAAGCUUAUGCCCAAAUGUGACGAAGUGGGGGAUUUUCUUGUUUUCUGUGGGUUUGCAAUGGUUUGUAUGCGGAGGGGGUGGGACUCAGUUUCUCUGGGUGUUACUGGUUUAACGAGGGGAGGGGAGAGGGAGUUUGUGGUUACAGAGGACCGGACAGGGAACUUGGGACCCCAGCCAAUGGCCUGGAGGACGGAGACCCCAGCGACGGGUGACCUAAUGACCCUGAGACCCAUCUCAGGAGUCGCAGCCAGUUCUGGCUGGUGGGAGGGCAAUGGGCUGCAGAGAGAGGACCCAGUGACCUAACCAGCCGGUUCCAGCCAGAAGACAGAAGCGAGGAGAGGAGGCCCCAGUUUACGACCCUGUUUACCUGGAAAGAAGACAAUGGACAGAGGCGGGGCUUGGGACUGGGGAUAUCAGAUGCCCAGCUGGGAGCAGGGGGGCUCGGGGCUGGAGAGGGGGAGCAGGCAGAGCCCACCUGGAUGCAGGGGAGACUGGGAUGUGUUGGGCUGAGGGAGGCCAGGCCUGAGGCCCUGAGUUUCCUGUGCUGUGUUCAACUCUCAAUAAACACUCCUGUUUUACACUGGCUGAGAGUCACUCCGGUCUAGAGAACAGGGUUGCAUCAACCUCUUUGAGGGUGGAGGCCCGGGGGAUCCAGAGUGAGUGGACUCCCUGGGGGGGACCCACGUCGAGACACAGGUGUGCGAAGGCUCAGAGGUGCGGCUCCAGGAGGUGGAGAGGCCUGACCCCGAGAGAGAGUGGACCCCCGAGAAGGGCUGUCUCACUGAAAGGGGUUCCCCCCACGGACCGCACGGGGCCAAGAGUGGGCACGAUCUGUGAGUCCGUGACACCAAAUAAAUCUAUUAGUCUUUAAGGUGCCACUGGACUCCUCAUUGUUUUUGUGGACACAGACUAACACGGCUACCGCUUGAUACUUGAAACCUGUAAUCAGUAUCUGAAUGUAUUAGGCUUAGACUUGCGUGUUUUGUUUUAUUUUCCUUUGUGACUUACUUUGUUCUGGCUGUUAUUACUUGAAACCACUUAAA
Molecule: messenger RNA, 3455 nt
Organism: Malaclemys terrapin pileata
Lineage: Eukaryota; Metazoa; Chordata; Testudines; Emydidae
Product: adhesion G protein-coupled receptor E3-like
Exons: 7
Coding region: 345-1607 (420 amino acids)
Biological process (GO): adenylate cyclase-activating G protein-coupled receptor signaling pathway; cell surface receptor signaling pathway
Cellular component (GO): membrane
Molecular function (GO): G protein-coupled receptor activity
Source: RefSeq, a predicted model, not a curated record